AUGACUUCAAAAGUGAGCUGCGUGUUUUUAGCUCAAGCUAUCCUGAUUCAGGUAGCGUUCAGCCAGUAUAUGAGCCGCAAUGCUCCUGCUCUUGCCACUCCUUGCAGCGCUUCUAUAGCAGCUUCUACCUUAAGUAGUCCAUUUUUUGAAACCUCUUAUCUUCAGAAAUACCCCGCAUUAGCAUCUUCGGCCAUUGAAGUUGAAAAUGUAUUGAGUCAAUGCGUCGGUAGUUAUGGAACUGAAGUAACCAAUAAUGCUGCCUUUGGCUAUGGAUCAGGACCAGCUGCUAUCCCUUCUGGUGCCAUUUCUUCAAAUCUUGGCAGGGGUAGUUCUGGUUUUGGAUUCACCAGCGGUUUCGGAGGACAAGGGUCUUUUAGCAAUGCUGGUAGUCUUGGCUAUGAUGCUACAAGUGGGGCAGCUUACGGUGGUAACGGUGAAGGCAACGUGAUAGUGAACAUCUGUGGUCAAUGUGUUGGCAUUCCUGGCGUAGCUGAAGAGUUUGCAGUAGCUGGCAACGGCCUUGCAUAUGGACCAGGUCUAGGAGCUUUUGGAGCUCCUGCUCUAUCUUACCCGGGUGCUCCAUACGGCGCUUACGCAGGACUCAAUGCAGCACCAACCAGCGGUGGUGGUUUUGCUGUCACCAGCGUAUCUCCUAUUACUCCUACGGGAAUCUCAGUAGUUUCCGAGAACGCGAUUGAAGGAGCUGUGUCAAUAGUGGGAGAGCUGCCUUUCUUAGGUGCGGUGGCAGUUGAAGGCGCUUUGCCUACUGCUGGUGCUGGUGGAAUCAAUUACGGCUGUGGUAAUGGCGCUGUUGGCAUUGUGAGUGAGGGUGUUGCACCUCCUGUUGCACCAAAUGCCUACCCAGGAAAUGUUGGUUUUGGAGCUGCUGGUUUUAACGGUGGACUGCCGUACGGAGCCGGUCUUGGUGGGUUGGGUUAUGGAGCCAGACCAGGCUGCGGUCUGGGUGGUAUGGGAGCUGUUUAUUAA
Arctia plantaginis is the source of this 987-nucleotide messenger RNA. The record is from the annotation of a GenBank genome assembly. NCBI's taxonomy places the organism in Eukaryota, Metazoa, Arthropoda, Insecta, Lepidoptera, Erebidae.